This is a messenger RNA of Drosophila subpulchrella, 8092 nucleotides long. RefSeq names its product pneumococcal serine-rich repeat protein. The transcript has 8 exons. Bases 754 to 6645 code for a protein of 1963 amino acids. NCBI's taxonomy places the organism in Eukaryota, Metazoa, Arthropoda, Insecta, Diptera, Drosophilidae. The record is from RefSeq and is a predicted model, not a curated record.
GUGUUUUCUUCGGCUCAGAAUCUUCAUGCUACUUUGCAAUUAAACUAUAACAGACAUCUGUAGGAUAAUAGGAGACCCGUUUUGCGAUUUGCCCAAUUCGAGGGACAGUUAAUGAACGCAUAACUCGAGUGCGCGGCUGUGCAAUAACGUCUUUUCAAUUGCCAAAAACGAAAUCAAAACCAAAAAAAAACGCCGAGAAGGUCAGAAAAAUGUACACAGGCGCAUACCUGCGCCCGUGUGUCUUGUGUGUGUGUGUGUGUGCGUGUGCGUGUGAGUGCGCAGAAAGUUAUACAGCUGUAUUCGCCUGGCGUAUUUAUCAAUAAAUGACUACUAUGAUCGCCGGAAAACUUCAGUUACUGGAACUUCACAGGGACCUACGUAAAUGCCACGGGCAGAGAUUCAAGUAGAAGCAGACCCAGUGACGACAGGCCUGUCAAGUGCAGCAGGAGACCCGUGUGAUACGCAAUAGGUGGGCCCACCCCCCACCCGCCCCGCGUACUCGUAUCCAUACCCAUCCAUAACCAUUUCCCUAACUCAUACCAUCUGAGAGUCGGUAAGGAAUCGGUGGAUAUCGGAAGUGAACCAGGAGGAAUCGCCAGCACACGCGGCAGAGCACUUGCGGCCGCGGUGGCGACCACACGGCGGCUGGGCAGCUGGGCUUCCUAGGAAAACCGAGGAGAGGCAACAGUUUAUUCGAGGAAUUCGAAUGGCAUUUGUUUGUUUCGCUCGUUGCAUGCCACCAAACGAAAAAAGAUGAACAAUGAACAAACGUCGUCAUCAUCGGACACACCGGCGGAUCGUGUGGGAUCUGGAGGAGAUGCUAUCAAGCUGCCCACGAUCAUACCGGACACGCCCAUCGUCUCGAUUGCCGCUGGGACGAUGAGCGAGAGCACCACGACGACCACCGUAACCCAAACGACGCCGACCUCGUUCUCGAAGGAGCAGCUCAUUAACAUGAUGACGGAAUUCGGUGCGAUGCUUGACUUGAUCAAGGGCAACGACACCCAUGGAGCAGCAGCAGAAGCAGCAGCAGAGGCCGCAGGAGCUGCUGCAGGAGCAGCAGCAGGAGCAGCAGCCGUAGAGGCAGCACGAGCAGCGGCAGCAGCAGAAUCAGAAGGAGCAGCAGCAGCAGGAGUGGCUACCAACCAUGUAGCAACCAGCAGCAGAGGCAGUGACCCCAAGAAGUCAUCAUCCCCUAGUAAUAGCCAUAGCUCUACGAACCACGCAGCGGCGGCAGAUGCUGCCAAGGGUUCGGCAGCAGCAGCACCAGUAGAUUCAUCCUUCUUCUUCGCCAUGCUGAAUGAUUCGCCCGGCGCAGAACUGUCGCGACCAAACCACAGAGUCCUCCAGUAUGGGGCCACUGCCAAGGGCAAGACCCAGGACGAUCAAAAUGUCGGCAAGCGGCAGAAGAAGAAAAAGACAAAAUACGAUACGUGGGAAGAUAGCGAUUUUAAUGAUCUCGACGACGCAUCAUUGAAAAAACUUCUCGAGGAGGCCUAUUGGUAUCGAAAUCCUGGCGACAGGAAGAACAAGAGCGAGCGAUUUCUGCAAAUGCUCAAAAAGGCUGAGUACGACGAGGAGAUCUCUUAUCGUGCCAUCAAAUCCUGCCUCACACUCAACCCAUCCGCACUAGCGUCCAGUGCAGCAGCAGGCUCGAGCGGCGGUAGCAGCAGCAGUGCAGGGCACAACAGCAGCUACCACUCCACCAAUCACCGGUCCACGGAUCCCGCCCAGCGGCACAAGCAGGGCGGCUCCCUGCAGGAUCUCGUCGAGGCGGCGCACCGCAGCGAGCUGGCCACAACCUCGGCGGCGGCGGCUGCAGCGACGGCGGCCACAACGGCAGCAACGCAACGUUUCAACUGUGAUUACCAGCUGAGUGGCCGCUCCAAUCGACGCCAACAGCAGCAGCAGCAGCACAACCAAAACGCCACCUCCGCAUCUGCAUCCGCAUCCAAGAAGAUCAAGAACUCAUCCGUCUCGGGCCGGCAGCGCGAAGGAGGCAGCCUGCCCAGCAGCGUUAAUUUUGAGCCGGCAGCUGCCAUGGAUGCCAAGCAGCACAAGCAGCAGGCUCAUCUCUCGUCGGAGGCUGCAGGAGGAUCGGGAUCCGCAUCUGUGGGUGGCAACAAACCCCACCACCGCAGCAGCACCGGCAGCUGCAGCAGCCUGCCCAGCCAUCUGGGUGAACGCGAUCCGGAGGCGGGCAUUCAGUUCGACAUGGACGAGGACGAGGCGACGGGCGCCGGGGCCGGGGUUGGCAUUAGCGGCAUCCCACCCGACUUUCUGUUGGAGGUAAGCGAUGAUACGCUCAAGAAGUGGGACCUCAGAAUGGACGGCAGGCUCUGGGAGAUAGCAAGGUCCAUCGUAAUAGCAGAUUUGACCGAUCAGGCGGCGCAAAUGGAGCCACAAAACCCCUCGAUGACGUUCUUGCUCGACGCCAUCAGUGGCCAGCCGAAGCAGCCGAAGCAGCUUGCGGAGGCCAGGGACGGCGGUGCCGCCAAAGAGUUCCUAAUCGACGACCCGCUACACUUCUCCGUCCUGGAGUUGUCCGCCAGGAGCCAGCUGCAGCAGCAGGCCCACUAUCUGGCCGCCAUCACUGGACAAUUCGGGCUCGGCCUGGAGGAGCAGAAGCGCAAGGUGGAGGCCGGCUAUGUGUCGCUCAACGACAACUACACGGCCUGCUCCUCAGUGUACGGCGGCGGCGCUGGUUCGCCAGCUGCCAUCGAGAGCAGCAAGCCCUCGACCUCCUCCUCGACCUCUUCCGGCGGCAGCAACUGCGGAGCCUCCUCCGACGCGCUCUCCGGCGAUUUGCGUCCCGCAAAGAUUGGACGCAUGGUCUCCGCCGCAGCGUCAGCGGCAGCUGCGUCCAUGGGUGGCAAGGCCACUACGCGCCAGCUGGACGAGAAUGGGAAUGCAUUGAGCGAUGGCUUUGGUGGCAAUGGAGCCAGCGCAGUCGCCACCAGCAGCAUCGGCAGCAAUGGCAACGGAAACCAGUUCACGGCCCUAAUAACCACCACGGUGGGAGCCAGUGCACCCACCUCGUCGACUGCCCACCGUCAGAGUAGCGUCUCAACGCUACUCUCCACGGGCACGAACACCACGACCACGGCCAUGGCAGCGGCAGCGGUGGCUGCAUCGUACAGCCAGCUGCAGCAGGCACCGGGAGGAGGUGCGGUGGCGGCUGGACCGGGAAUCGGCAUUGGCAUACAGCAGCCCACCACCAAGCAGAAGGCAAAGAAGAAGUCCCAGCAGGAAAGAAACACCACCACCGUGGAUGUGGAGUCUGUGGCAGGCUAUCGGGGCAAUGAUCCCGUUGAGCAGCUGGUCAAGUACAUUGAGAACGAUGUCAACGGUGGCGGAAACAAUGCGGCGGGACAGCGCAAGAAGGAGCGCAAGAAGCAGAACAAGCUCAAGAAGAGCAAUUCGCUGGAGGAGCUGCGCAGCUGCUCUAAAAUGGAGGUGGAUGAUUUGAAGCGCCAGUCGGCGACCACAGAGAUGAUGCGCCAGAAGAAGGGCUCGAAUAAUUCCGCCUCGGGUGGAUCGUCGACCUCGAGCACCGGGAGCAAGCACAACUCGGCCUCCGUGGCGGACAUCAGCAAGAACUGCAACAAGGAGCAGCAGUCGGUGCAAGUGCGAAACAGCGGCAAUCCGGGAUCGCAGCAGCGAAAGGGCGAGCGGCGAUCGUGGGGCACCGAGGAGUUGCAGUACCUGGGUGACCACCAGGAAAUGGCAGCCGCCUGGUCAGAGCCAGAGUCUCUGGGCCAAAAGCAGAUGCCGCUGACACUGCCCGCCUUGGCGCGCAUGUCUGAGCUGGAUGCCCUGAAUACCGUGCUGUCGGAAACCGCCGAAUUCCAUGUGGUGACCAAGAAGAAGAAACCAAAGAAGCAGCGUGCUGUUACCAUGGACGAUGCAGCGGUGGCGGCCGCUGCCAGUACAGGUGGCAACUUGCAACGUAUGCAGCAGAUCACCAAGUCGGCCUCCUCCAACAUGAUGUCCCAGCGGAUGCAUUACUACACCCCGUACACCAGCAACAACAACGGAGGAGGCACUGUUAACUACAAGCAGCAGCAGCAACAAUACCAGGAGCAGUACCAGGCUCAACAAGGGCAGCAUCAUCAUCAUCACCACCAUCACCACCACCAUCAUCAUCAUCAUGGCGGCUCGGCAGUAUCCAACCAGGUGGACAGCUCGCGUCGCAAGUCCACGUCGUCUAUGCCGCCGUCGGAGAAGUCGGACUCCAGUGAUCUCGACUCGGUCCACUCGCUGCCCAUCCAGACUGGCAAAAAGAAGUGCCUUGGCGGUGGCAACAACAAGCAGCGGGCGGCGCAGGCCGCCAGUCAGCGUCAGGCCAAGCAGAACAACAAUUCGCCGGCUCCUAUUUCGUAUGCGGAUAUUGCCCGAAACAAGCAGGAGGCCCUGAACAAUGCCACGGCCAGCGACACGGAAUUGGAGCUGGGCGACAAGUUCCAGGCCAGGAGUGGCGGCAAGUCCAAGUCGCGGCCCGACUUCCCAGAGCUACCGGGAGCUGCUACGCCAGCGGCUGGAACUGCUAGUGCCGCCAACCAGCCGGCAGUUGUUAGCAACCAAAAUACUGCGCCGUCCUCGUCCAGUUCGAUCAGCUACUCGCAGAGCCUCAAUGCUUCGCCCCCCAGCAGCAGCAGCGAUGCGGAGUCCACCAACUCGCCGGAGCUUCAGGCGCAAGUGCAGGUGCCCGCCUGCAGCCUGGCCACGCCCACCCUAGCCGCGUACACGAGCAGUAGUGUCAGCAGCUCCAACGCCAGCACCUCUUCGACAUCCUCUUCGCCCCCGGCUCUGCAGAAGUCCAAGAGUGUGGAGCACGAUGCUACCUACAGCUGUAAUAGCAGCAACCUGGACCAACAGUAUCCGGCGUUGGAGAAGACCGUCAAGCGGCACAGCACCAACAAUGUUUCCGUAGUCGUCGUAGCAUCCACCUCGGCUUCGUUGUACAACUUCGCGGCAGCAGCCAAGCAGCAGCUGGAGGAAAAAGCCUCGGUGCUCACAUCGCCGUCGACAGCAGCAGCAGCAGCAGCAACAACUACCUCAACCGCUGUCGCGGCCACAGCUCCUGCUGCAGCUACAGUUCCUGGUUCAUCGUCAUCCUUAGAUCAAGCUUCGACUCCAUGUCCCUGUAUAGCUUCAUCCUCAGCCAAGGCCAAGGCCAAGCCAAAGGAGCUAUCGCCCAGCAACAGCAGCAGCAGCAGCAGCAGCAAUAGCAGCAACAGCAGCAACAGCAAGAAGCCAACGAAGCCUAGUCAAGAGGAGUCGUCAGUCAGUCUGGCCAGCACCUCCAAGACGACCACCAGCACUAGCACCACUACCACGCAGAAGACCACGGCUGCCACGCAGACCGAGGGAGCCAAAAAGCUGAUCAGCGGCAUCCAUAAGCUGGCCAGCAGUAGCUGCAUUGCCAAGGGAGCCGGGGCCGUUUUGGAGGCCACCGGCGGCAGACGUGCUGUGAUUAUAUUAAACGAUGAUCGCGAAGCGGGCAGGAGCAACAACGAGUUUAUCUUUGGUGAUUUUAACGAGGAUGAGCUAAAGCUCUUCGACGAUAACUUAGAGGAUGAAAUGGAGGACGAGCACAAGCAGGCCUCGAAUAAGCAGCAGCAAACAGAGACGGAUUCGGAUGCGGGCCAAGAUGAUACGGAAGACGGGGACCAAGAACUGGAUAAUGAGGAGGAUAGCCAGGAGAAACAACCAGAGAAGAAGCAGGAGAUUCAGCAGGAUGUCAGUGCGAGCAGUGAUCAGCAGCUGAAUGAUUCCGGUGCCGCCUCGGAUGCGGUCAAUAGCUCGGCCAGCCUGGAUAUGCUCUCGAUUUCCGCGGAGGCGGCACAAUCUUCGCCGAAUGCUGGAGCAUCCGCCACCUCAUCGAGCGCCGCCAGUCUCAUUAACUCGUCCACGCCCUCGGGCUCGUCGUCCUCCUCGGCGAGCACAUCCACCUCAUCAUCCUCGGUCUCGAUUUCGUCCUCCUCCGGCGGCAAUGGCGCCGCCUGUUUGGCAUCCAUUUCGGGUAUGCUGGGAGGAGUGGCCAAUCAGUCGGGGGAUAGUGGCAUUUAUGGUGCCGCCAAUACGUCCAUUAAGGAGCACGUCAACAAUUUCCUGAGCAAGGCCAGCAGCAGCGAGGAGACGCUGCCAAGUGCCAACUCCAUCUCGAUGCAGCAGCUGGAAACGUGCAACGACAUCGAGGCGGCCAUCAUAGCCGCUGCUCGUGCCGCCGCCGCUGCCCGAAGCACCAGCUGUAGUCGCAGCAACUCGCAGGAACAGGAGGCCACUCAGUCGCAGGCCAAGACCAAGUCUAAUACCAAUCCGAACCCGAACCCGAAUCCCAAUACAAAUCCAAAUCCAAAUCCGGAGACGAAGGUUGCCCUGCCCGUGUUCAUGGCCUAUAACGACGACGACGACGAGGACGACGAGAGCCUGCAGGAACUGAGCUUCAUGGCCGACCUCAAGGCGGAUGCAGCCACGACGUCCGCGGAGGCGGAGGAGGCUAAUAUUCUGACGCCGACGCCCUCGCGACCGGCGAUGAUGAGCAAUACGGAACUCAUCGUCGACUACAUCGCCAACACCUGGAAUGCCAUUGCCAAUAGCAAGUAUGUCACAUACUAUAACGAGCAGGAGCAGGAGACCUAGAAACCAACCGAUUCAGCAGUCGUUGUGUGAACAGCGACAUCUUCAAAAUCACCAACAUUAAGGCAACAGCAGCAACAGCAACAGCAGCAACAACACCAGCAACACCAAUCGCAAUAGCAACGUCAGCAAUAUCGGCAGCAAUUUAACGAGAGCAUCCAACAUCGGCUGAAGACAGGGGAGGAGUUUAGUUUGAAUUGCAUGUUCAGUUGUUUAUAUAUUUUUUUUUACUUUGUGCUGGGCCAUCGUUUAUACAUCUACCGAUAUCGUACAUACACUAUAAAUAAUUGCUAUAACAAUACGCUUUUAUGCUAAUUAAUGUAACGAAUCAAUAGAAUAACUAUUGAUUGCAAUUUACAAGCGCGAGCGCGGCAGCGUAGGAUCAGGAUUAUGAGGAUUGUCAAGAUUGUGAGGAUUGUCAAGAUUGUCGAGGUGUGUCAGGUGUGAGUGGGGGUGUCUGUGUUUCCAGAGUAUGAAUGCGAGGGAGUGCCUGAGAUUAGGAGUAUAGGAUCUAUUUAGAAUGGAGGUCGAUUAUGUAGGGACAUGCGCCCAAUGGGUAAACCAUCGCCAGGAGAAGAUCGAGGGGGGCGGGGAUUUCCAACGAUUAUGAGCACAGGAUCCCCAAAAAAAACCCCUUCGUACAGCUGUGAAUUAGGAGGAGAACAUAACUAAGAAAGUGAACUUACGAACUUACGCGAGAAUGUAAUUGGGAUCGGAGGAGAAGCUAUAAGUGGAUAUUUAUUUAACAUUAGUUAACCGCGAUUUAACCGUUUUUUCGCCACAAGAUGCGAUGCAUAGUGAUGUUCAAUCAAGCAUUUGGAUCUGCUUUUGUUAAUUUACAACCUUCUGGCUCCUUAAAACGCAACGUUUUACCAUUACUAUUACUAUUACUGUACUUUAAUUAUUAUUACUACUAUUACGCAACCGUUUUUUUUUUAUUUUUGUCUUUGUUUCAAACGCCCCUCAACUUUGGGAAGGGCGUGUUAUUGAAAGAGCAGAAAAUAAAACUAAUCCUAGUUCUUAGACCGAGUCAACGUCGCGUGUACAUAUUAUGAGACCAGAAGUUUAGGGGGCAGUUCGACCUCGACCCUUGGGUUUAUUGUGUUACAGAGAGGAAAGAAAGCCCCGCGGAAAAUAUUUGAUAUGUGUGUGUAUGAUAACGACUAUUUAAAGUAAACUAUGUAAGGCCCGCUCCUUAGCUCCGGCUAGCCAUAAAUAAGCCUCAUGAGGAAAGUAUGUUAAACAGAAUAACCGCGAAGCAGAAAUCAGAAAAUAGAAACAGAAAACCACAAAAAACCAGCAAAAACACUAUAAAAACUAUUAUGCACUUACGAAAAAUGCCGCCGUUUAGCAGGGAGAGCCUCAGAAGGUCUCUCCAAAGGGUAAAAGAAGGUUAGAUAUUGUAACCAUUAAAAUAUAAAAUCGAAAAAAAAACAAAAAAAAAAAAAAA